UUCAAGGAGAUCGCGGAGGCUUACGAUGUGCUGAGCGACCCCAAGAAACGAGCUGUUUACGACCAGUACGGGGAGGAAGGUCUCAAAACUGGAGGUGGCUCUUCAGGUGGCUCAGGGAACACUUUCCACUACACCUUCCAUGGAGACCCCCAUGCCACCUUUGCGUCCUUCUUUGGAGGCUCCAACCCUUUUGAUAUCUUCUUCGCUAGCAGCCGCUCCCGGGUGUUCAAUGGCUUUGACCAGGAAGAUAUGGAUAUCGAUGAUGAUGAUGAUCCUUUCAGUGCCUUCAGCCGGUUUGGCUUCAAUGGCAUUAAUGGGGUUCACCGGCGGCACCAGGAGUCCCUGCACAUGCGGAGAAAGGUCCAAGACCCACCCGUCAUCCAUGAGCUCAAUGUGUCCCUGGAAGAGAUCUACCACGGCUCCACCAAGAGGAUGAAGAUCACUCGCAGAAGGCUCAAUGCUGAUGGCCGGACCAUGCGGACUGAGGACAAGAUCCUAAACAUUGUCAUCAAACGGGGUUGGAAGGAGGGAACCAAAAUCACAUUCCCCAAAGAAGGGGAUGCCACCCCAGACAACAUCCCUGCUGACAUCAUCUUCAUCCUCAAGGACAAGCCUCACUCACACUUCAAGAGGGACGGGACGAACGUGGUCUACACGGCAAACAUCAGUCUUAAAGAG
This is a messenger RNA of Nipponia nippon (crested ibis), 678 nucleotides long. The record is from RefSeq and is a predicted model, not a curated record. Lineage: Eukaryota; Metazoa; Chordata; Aves; Pelecaniformes; Threskiornithidae.